AUGGCUUCUCAAAAUAGCAAGGAUGAGAACAAAUCACAGUGUAAUCCUACCCUGGAGUCGGGAACCACUGGAGCGUCAAUACAGAUGUCCGCUAUCCAUGAUUGCUUACGGUCAAUCACCGGUAAAUUGGACAAUAUCAAUAUUCUACAGCAAUCAGUUAAUAAUAUGAAUCGAGAUCGUUGGGACGAAGAUGGGUUAGACGAACGUAUCAAAUACAUCAGCCAACAACAUGAAGAUAAUGUUGGUGAAAUUGAAACGCUGAAAUUAGAAAACAGUUAUUUGCGAAAAGAGCUCCAAGUUUUAAAGUCUAUCGUCGUUAACCUAGACAGAAGAGUCACUCAGCAAGAGAACGAAAUAGUGAACCUCAAAGGAAGAUCAAUGAGGGACAAUAGACUUGUUCAUAAUUUAGCUGAAGAUGACCAGGAAGAUCUAACAACUAGAGUUAGCGAGUUGAUCAAGGAGCAUUUGAAUUUGGAAGUUUGCUUCAUCAGAAUACACCGAAACGGUCAGAAAUUUCCAGGUAAUUCUAAACCAAGGUAA
This is a messenger RNA of Saccostrea echinata, 540 nucleotides long. RefSeq lists its product as uncharacterized. NCBI's taxonomy places the organism in Eukaryota, Metazoa, Mollusca, Bivalvia, Ostreida, Ostreidae. The record is from RefSeq and is a predicted model, not a curated record. The coding region runs from base 1 to 540 and encodes 179 amino acids. The transcript has a single exon.